This is a messenger RNA of Macrosiphum euphorbiae (potato aphid), 1227 nucleotides long. The record is from the annotation of a GenBank genome assembly. NCBI's taxonomy places the organism in Eukaryota, Metazoa, Arthropoda, Insecta, Hemiptera, Aphididae.
AUGGUGUCUUGUGAAAGUCCGAUGGCUCACGUAUUGGGGACCAACAACCUGGACUCUUCGGAGCCGUACAAGUCCGAGCAAAUCGAAGAGAUGGACAUGAAGGGACACGAAAUGGACAUGAAGGUAAGUAUAAACGAUUAUUGGGUGCACUUCGCGUUGAACUCGAUCGUUGAACGGUACAACAUCAACCAAGUGCCCAGAGACGAACAAGAAUUGCGCGCGCUGUUGGUUGGCUCUUACCACCGUCUGCAGUACGCCAUCAGCCAGCAGAAGAAGAAAGACCCGUCCGGGACCCCUGACUCGGACGCUUUGCUCAUGCAGAUCAUGCACCAAGUGUUCCAAGGACACCCCGAAUGGCUGGAUCAGCGCAACAACAAUCAGCCGCCGGUGCUGCAGGCGCCGGCGGCCCCCGCGGACGACGAGACGUCGUCCGUGGCGUCGUCCGCGUCGUCUUCCAACCCGCCGUCGUCGUCGCGCCCGCGCCAGACGCGGCCGUUCAAGUGCACGGUUUGCGGCAAAGAGUUCGGCUACAAGCACGUACUGCAGAACCACGAGCGCACGCACACCGGCGAAAAGCCGUUCGUGUGUUCGGUGUGUAACAAGUGUUUCACCCGCGACCACCAUCUCAAGACCCACGUCAGGCUGCACACCGGCGAGAAGCCGUUUUGGUGUCCGCACUGCAAUAGGUUUUUCGUGCAGGUGGCCAACUUGCGCCGGCACCUCAAGACCCACACCGGCGAGACGACCUACCCGUGCGAGUACUGCGUGGCGUUCUUCGAGACGGCCGCCGAGCUCAAAGACCACAAGCGACAGCACAAGGAGAACAACAAGCCCCGCGGGGUCGUGAAAAAACGGUGCCGCGCCACCGUCUACCCGACCGAACCGUCCACGUCGGCGCCGUCGUGGACGCCGGCCACACACGGUUCCCCGCCGCCGUCCCCGUCGCCGCUGCCGUCCGUGCCGAGCUACUGGUCUUCGCCGCCACCUCAACCUCCUCAAGCGGCGAACGUGCCGCAACAAAAACAAGCACCGGCAGCGGUGUCGCCGCCCACGGGGCCGCCGUCCAUUGAGCCGUAUCAUUAUCUGCAGUUCGUCGCGAGGUUCAAAUCGCCCGAACGGAACGAACUUCCGGUCAAGUUCGAGUCACCCGAACAGACCGAACCCGAAGACCUUUCCGUUAGAUCCGACAUGAUCGUCGACGUCGCCAUGGAUCUCACGUGUAAAUAG